Molecule: messenger RNA, 2021 nt
Organism: Gekko japonicus
Lineage: Eukaryota; Metazoa; Chordata; Lepidosauria; Squamata; Gekkonidae
Gene: RIOX2
Product: MYC induced nuclear antigen
Exons: 11
Coding region: 168-1571 (467 amino acids)
Cellular component (GO): nucleolus
Molecular function (GO): histone H3K4 demethylase activity; histone H3K36 demethylase activity
Source: RefSeq, a predicted model, not a curated record
CCUCGGAGGAAGCCCGGAGUGGCCGGCCUUAACUCACGCGGCAGCCCACGUGCCGGUCCCCGGCUGAGCGCUGGCAGUUUUUCAUACCAAUCAAGAAAAUUCUGUUUCCAGAGACAAGCACCACAGAUCUCCAGUUGCUUUUAUUUAUUGACAUUCUGAUCUGGAUCAUGCCCAAGAAAGGAAGGAGACAGACUGGAACAGUGGAGGAACACCAGACACCCUGCAAGCAAGCAAGAGGUGAAGCCGUGUGCCCUUUGCUUAUGAAAUGUGACCAUCCAGAAAAUGUAUUUGAGAGUCUGAUCUUUCCUGUCAAACAAGAGGAAUUUUUCAGAGACUACUGGGAGCAGAAGCCACUGCUUCUUAAGAGAGAGGACCCCUCCAUGGCAUCCUGCUAUCGGUCUCUGUUUCAGUUAAAUGACCUGAAAAGCUUAGUCAGUCAGGGUUUAUGUUAUGGAAGGGAUAUUAAUGUCUGCAGAUGUGUGAACGGGAAAAAGAAGAUUUUUAACAAAGAUGGCAAAGUCAACUACAGACAGCUAAAGAAAGAUUUUGAUCACAAAAAAGCUACAAUACAAUUUCAUCAACCCCAGCGAUUCAAGGAUGAACUCUGGAGAAUCCAGGAGAAAUUGGAAUGCUUCUUUGGCUCACUGGUUGGAUCUAAUGUUUAUAUUACCCCUCCAGGGUCCCAAGGCCUGCCUCCACACUAUGAUGAUGUUGAGGUGUUUAUUCUACAGCUGGAAGGAGAGAAGCACUGGCAGCUGUACCAACCCACUGUGAAUCUGGCUCAAGAAUACAAUGUUGAACCUGAGGAUAGAAUAGGAACUCCAACACAUGACUUCUUAUUAAAGCCUGGAGAUCUAUUAUAUUUUCCAAGAGGAACCAUUCAUCAAGCUGACACACCUCCCGGGGGGUCUCAUUCUACCCAUGUGACCAUCAGCACAUUUCAGAACAACUCUUGGAGAGAUUUCUUGUUGGAUGUCAUUCCUGGACUUGUGUUGGAAUCAGCAAAAGACAACAUUGACUUUCGGAGGAGCAUACCAAGACAGUUACUGAUGAAAAUGGAUUUAUCUGAAUCAUCUAAGAGAUUAAGUGGUUUCCUGAGACAUCUUGCAGACCAACUGGAAAAUGGCAGAGAGCUGAAGUCAUCUGACAUGAAAAAAGAUUUCGUUAUGAACAGACUACCUCCAUUCUUGGGGACUAGCCUGGAUUCUUUGACUCCAGGAGGCAAGAUACCCAGAGUUGACAGCACAAUCAGAUUACAGUUUAAAGAGUACACUGUAAUUACAGUGGAGCCAGAUCAAGAUCCUUCGGAUGAUACACAUAAAGAGAUGAUUUACAUCUAUCACUCCUUAAAGAACAAGAGAGAAGCCCACAUGAUGGGGGAUGAAGAUACGAGUGAAGAAGGAAUACCCCAGACUCAUGGGUUACGGUUUCCACUCUCCCAUAUGGAUGCGUUGAAGCAAAUCUGGAGCUGCGAUGCCAUGUGUGUGAAGGAAUUGAAUCUGGCUUCAGAUGCAGAGAAAGAAAACUUGGCAGUAUCACUGUGGAGUGAGUUGCUUAUUGAAAUAAUCUGAAGGUGUAAACUGGCCGAAGUUGUGCAGUUUGAGUUACUUGUCUAUUUCACUGGGAGAAUUAAAGCAUAAUCCAUCCAAAGUUAAAAAUGCUUAAAGUCUGCCAGUACUGCAAGAACAAAAUGUUGCCUCUCAAGUUUAUGAAGGCUUCUUUCAUACAUGAACAGAAUUGAUUAUGUAUUCUAAAUACUCUCAGGAGUUAUUUUGUAUACUGAUAAAAAACCCCUGAGAAUGUAUACUGACCUGUAACACAUACAUUUUUAAAAAAAUUAAAAAUGGAAGAGGUCGCUUUUUGAUUUUUUGAGAUGUAGAAUGAGAGCAUCAGUAAGAAUGUAAAACCUCUGAAGCUGUUGGGUGGGACUUUGCCUAGUGUUGUGGUGAACAUGAAGAACUACUGUACUAAAAGAUUUAGACAUUUAUUUUCUCAAGUGAACUACUGAAUAGUAGAUAGUG